GAACAGCAGUGGGAUAGCUGCUACAAUUCAUACCAAUAACCGGCAUGGCGGGGAUUAUUAAGAAGCAAAUCUUGAAACAUCUGUCCAGGUUCACCAAAAACCUGUCCCCAGAACAAAUUAAUUUAAGCACACUGCGUGGUGAAGGACAGUUAACAGAGUUUGAACUUGAUGAAGAGGCUAUUCAGAACAUGCUGGAUUUACCCACAUGGCUUGCCAUUACACGAGUAUACUGUAACCGAGCUGCCAUCCGGAUACAAUGGACCAAGUUGAAAACCCACCCUAUCUGUCUGACACUUGACAAGGUGGAGGUUGAAAUGAAGACUUGUGAAGAGCCUCGGCCGCCCAAUGGACCUUCACCUAUAGCGUUAGCUGCCGGUCAAAGUGAAUAUGGUUUUGCAGAGAAGGUUGUGGAAGGCAUGUUCAUUGAUGUUGGCUGUGUCAGUAUAAAAAUUAAAUCCCGAACAUUUCGAGCAUCACUUCAGCUCUGGCAGUUUCAAGGAUACAGUGUAAGCCCAAAUUGGCAGCAAAGUGAUCUGCGCUUUACACGUCUUACGCAUCCUCAGUGGGGACAGGUUCUUACUUUUAAACAGAUCACCUGGCAGACUCUUCGUAUUGAAGCUGAUGCAUCAGAGAGCUGUGAGGAUGCCCCCAGCACUCCUCUUCGUUUGCUUACAAAUUCAGGACGUAUAAAUAUUGCACUUAAGAGAAGGAUCAAGGACUGUCUAGUGCUCUCCUCUGAGUUGUCCUUCUUCUUAGAUGACCUCCUUUGGGUCCUAACAGACUCUCAACUUCGGGCUUUACUGUCUUACGCAAAGUCCUUGACUGAAGCUAUCCAAAAAUCUGUGCGGCAGAAAAAAAAGACAGGGGGACAGGUCCCAUCUUCACCCACAAUUCCCAAUAUUUGGUCUCAUAGCACCCCUCCUCCUUCAACGUCUUCUGGUUUAUGUCAGUAUUUUGAGAGAUUUGAUGUGAAGGAGACAUCAUAUCAUCUAUUGAUCUCCAGACUCGACCUACAUGUAUGUGAUGAGAGCCAGGCUCAAGGGACAGUCUCAGGUGGUGCUAUCCAGAUGACCCUACACCGAAUCACACUAGACUACUAUCCUUCCCACAGAGCAGGGCAAAGCUGUGCUCACUGGCUUCACACCUCCUCUGCAAUGGGAACAUGUGAGCAAUGGUUAAAGGAUUUAGCGGAAGAAAGGAAAGAGGGUGAGGAACCGGAACUCAGUAAAAUGGGAAAGGCAUCUGACUUAAAACAAAGGCAAAAUGGCAAGAAUCCUUCCUCCCCUUCAUUAUAUUUCCGCUCAGUGCUGAUCCGCGUAGACAACUUGGACAUACAUCAAGUAUCCUCAUCUGGUCACACACCACAGAAGCCUCCUCUUGUUUCUUGUGCGCGUAUUCCCAGUUCUUGUUCUGCUGUCCAUCUACAAUAUACCGAGUAUUAUUGCUUACCAGGAGAGAGCCUUCCAGUACCUUCUCCUGCUCUAUACAUCCAAAUCCAUGGUUUACUGCUCUCUCUUGCGGCACCUACCAUCUUAUGGUUGAAUCUCUUUAUGCUGGAUCUCUCUCACCACCUGCAGCAGUUUGCUGCUGUAAGUUCCACAGUCGGUGAGGGAAUCACUGAGAACAGAAAUAUUCGCCUAGACGGAUUCAACCUCAAGCUCAGUUUACCUGUAGAACCUCCUACAUGUAGCCCACCAGAACGCCCCUCUUCUGUCUGUGCCCAAAUCUCUAGGGUUACCCUGACAAAUACACGACAAGCCCCAGGUUCCUCGCUUGACCUCCUGCAACGUACCUUCCGGUUAUUUGCUGCUCAGCCACUACUUCAUUGGCCACCAGGACCCUUGCAUCCUGUGUUUGUUUCCCAUGCAUAUCCAUCUUCUUCUCCCCCUUGCACAUCUCUGUGGAGCUUGCACAGUUCUGGUUUAUCUGUAAGUUUUGGGGGAUUGGGUCUCAAGCACCAGAAACUUCUUCAUCCAAUUUCUUUUACUGCUUGGGCUUGCCUUCUCCACCCUGAGCAUCAUCUGCAGGUGCUGUUGAAUAUAGAAGAUUUGAUAAGGGUGCAGCUCAAUCACUAUCAAUACCUCACCUUGCUCCGUGGCCAAGAGCAACUGCAAAGUCUACUAGAGAACCUGCAGAAAUUUGAGCUUUUGUCUUCAGAAAUUGCACUGACAACUCCUUCUGCAUUUCCUACUUUAGUGUGUGUAGGUCUGCUGAUUUCAACUGUGAAUUUGUCUCUCAUAUUCCCUGUAACUGCUUGCUUGGAAACCCCACCGCAACUGGGAGACUCUGAAAAGAGCAGCCUAAUUGGGUUAGAUUUGGCUGAAGGACCUGAAAAUGGUGGGGAAAUGUCGAGAGCAAGUCCCACCAAAGAUGGAAAAGUUCCCAUCACCGUUCAUGCCAAGGAGGCACAACAAAAAUCCCUGGAUGGUACUCUGCAUCAAAAUCAACCUGCUCAAGAGGUUCCACAAAAGAUGCUUCAUUUAAUGGAGUUGGCAAAAGAUGCACUGGGAAAAACAGAGGUGGUUAGAGAUACUGUACAGAGGACAGAGCUGGCGGUAGAUGGACUGCAAGGGAAAGAGUUUACAUAUGAUACUUUGCUAAGCACACUUGGUCUGACACAAGAGAGACUCAGUUUGGGGAAAGAGAGAAUGCAGCGCUUCUUGAGAGAUACAAGGCAAAAAGAUAAUGAUGCUUCCCACUGUCGAUCCAAUGCAGCAAUCUCUCGAACACAGUCUCAACAAUCUCUUGAAACUGCCUCCUUAGAGGGCCUUGAUGUUUUGUCUCUCGACAGUGAAACUAGUGAUGGCUUCACUAUUCUACUUGAAUCUGAAAAUGGUUUGCAUCCUGGGGAAGCUGAUAGAAGUGGAGAAAGUGCAGAUGAUAUAUCACAAAGUACUGAGGGACCUGAACCACAGCAGAUUUUGUUGUUAACACUUCGCAGUGUCAGUUGUGUGUCACAUCUGCAAGGGAAGGAUAUCUCGAUUAGUGUUGAAGCAUUGGAUGCCUCCUGUGGACCAACUACAGAGAGUGAUGAAGGUUUAGUGACAACUACCCCUCCAUCUUCACCAUCUCCAUGUGUUACGAUGAAGUUUGAUUUAGGACCUGCUGCAGCACAUCUCUCGCCUCUUGCUCUUCACAAUGGCUUCUUGCAAGUAAACAUCCAAAGAUUUUGUUCAGAACUGCCAGUAUCUUCCCUAACACACAUUGGACCAUUUCUGGAGGAUGAACAGAUUUCUGAAAUAUUACCUAUGAUCAUCCAGAUUACCAACAGUAGUAUUACACUCAAGGAUGAUGGGCCACGAAUCUACUUUUCCCCAUUGCUACCUCCACCAGUCACCCUCACCAUUCAGAAAAUCCAGGUACAACGGAAAGAGGAUGGGACCUUCUACAUUACAGGAGAUGACCUAUCACAGCAUAAAGAAGAAUCAUGCAUGAAAUGUCAAAGCAAAGAGGAACUUCAGAAAGAAUUACUCAUGAUGCAAACCAAGUUGGAUCAACAGAAAGAAAGAGAGAGUCGUCUGCUUCAAGAAGUCAGGAAAUACAACCCCUCCUUUCAUCUUUGACAUUUACGGAGUAUGCCCGUAAAACUUCUUAGGCAUUAAUAUAACUUCUUGGUCUCCCAUAAAGUUUCCAUAGUUUUCCACACACAUGUGAAUACUUCACAACAGGAUUGUGAAUGUGAAGAUACAAAAUCUAUAAAUCAGUCAUAUGCUUAUUAAAGCAGCAUUCUAUUAUUGGUGUGUAGCUAAAUAUUAGAAAGGUGCAGAAUUCAUUUUGGCCAAUACACUGUAUGUGUUUGUUUACACUACCGACAAUAUAGAUAUUCACAUUUUUGCAAUAUUCAGUGUCGCUGAACUUGCCUGCCCUCCUCCUAUCCAAACUGUAUGCACAUGGUUAAUCUGACAAAUCCUUGGCACCACUAUAAAUUAAAAGAUCAUGUUUUAAAUGUCGUCAGAGAACUGAUAGAGGGGACUCAGGGCUAUCAUGGCAAAACCAGAAAGCACAAGGAGUUGUUUAAACAAUCAGCUCCUUUCCAGCAGUGCUAUAAACAACAUUUUAACAAUCCAUAAUUCUGCACGGAAAGGGGUUCGAGAGCAAGACACCAUAAAGCAUUUGUCUCAGAGAGGGCAAUGUGCUGUACCUACCUCCCUACAAAAAAAAAGAGAUACUGUAAGUGAUAAUAAAUAGCAAGUGAUUAAUAUAGUUAAUUGACAAUGGUACUGUUGAAUCUACUUUUAGUAAUCCUUGGUACUUAAAACUUUUGCAAAUCAGUAGACAUUUUCAGCAUACUUGAAUUUUUAUAUAUGUAUAAAUACAAUAGAAAAAUAUGAACAUUCAACUCUUAGAAUAUCUUUGAAAGCAACCACAUUCAAUUCACCAGGUUUUCUAGUAUGUACAGCUAUGCUAAUUCCCUAGCUUGUUGCAUCCAUUUGAAUGAGAAAAAAAAAAGAAAAUCACCCAUGCAGGUCUAGGGAAUAAAAAACUUAGGAACAUCCAAUAUAACAGGGCUAGGUAAGAAAUCUGAAAUCAAGUCAGGUUGCAACGGGAACUCAAGACACUAUCAUCAGAUGAGGUAACAAAGACAUUGAGAACUGACUUAGCUAUGCCUAAAGGCCAUCUGUCAAGUGGUAGUUUACUGAAAUGCCCAAAAGGAAUUUUAUUUUUUUUGCAGCUAUUAUUUUAAAUGCUUAUCCUCUAUAUUAGUGUUUUACAAAGUGGAACUAAUCCCAGUGUCGCAAUUUCUUAGAACUAAUAUAACUAAAUAGAUGCUUAUCUGGUUUAACACCGUUUAGUAUUUUAGAAAGGUGAACUAAUCCCAAAUAAACAAUACCUCUUAUUUUUGAGUUUUAAAAAAUGUACACUAAUACAGUGUUACCUGCCUUAAUUUAAAUAUCCAGUUUUUACACAUUCUGGGUGUUUAUGGCAAUGGAGAUUAACAAAAAAUGCAUUUUUUGAGAUCUGAAAGCUGAAAAUAAACAACUUAUGUCGGUACCUAACAUAAAGUACUAAAACUAUCUUCUCAAAAGUCUUCACGGGAAAGGGGUUAAAGGUAAACUACAGGGAAUGGUGACUACAAUAUCACUAAUGAUCCUAACAACCAUCAAUGCUUAUUUUUAUAUUGGUCUGAUGUGAUGGAAAAAUGACUGUUACAAUCCCACAAUUUUAGUAUAUGUGUAUAUAAUUAUGUAUACAUGUAUUUAUGUAUAUGCAUAACAGUUUAUGUUACACAUACAUAUAAUUCUGCAAACUAUUUAAGCAAUAUUUAAUUAUAUAUGUAAGUCACCAUACAAAUCUUAAAAGGCUGUCAUUAGAUAUUAUUUUGUACAAAACUAAAGUCUGCCUAUAUUUUUACCUUCUACAAUCAGAACUACUAUUUUCCAAUACGGCCUACAGCUGUGGGAGUCAUAAUCUUCUGUAUAAUCUGACCAAAGAGCUUAAAGGGACACUCCGGAUCCAUUAGGAGUAUGUACUUUAUUUUUUUUUUAGAUUACAAAAAGUGUAGACUUAAAUAGAUAUUUGCACUUUUUAUAACUUAACAUGGUUACACCCCCUGGCUGUCAAACAAUUGCUCAUGUUACUUCCUUGUUCAGCUCAUUGGAGCUUUACUCUGCAAGUCAGGUGCUCUAAGCAAUUGCCUGCUUUUUAAGACCUAAUUGAGCUGCAAUGGGAAGCCUGUGAUUGGACAGCCACAGAAAGU
Molecule: messenger RNA, 5698 nt
Organism: Pelobates fuscus (common spadefoot toad)
Lineage: Eukaryota; Metazoa; Chordata; Amphibia; Anura; Pelobatidae
Gene: BLTP3A
Product: bridge-like lipid transfer protein family member 3A
Exons: 21
Coding region: 45-3563 (1172 amino acids)
Molecular function (GO): histone deacetylase binding
Source: RefSeq, a predicted model, not a curated record